Drosophila grimshawi is the source of this 431-nucleotide messenger RNA. RefSeq lists its product as uncharacterized. The record is from RefSeq and is a predicted model, not a curated record. The coding region runs from base 51 to 278 and encodes 75 amino acids. The transcript is spliced from 2 exons. Lineage: Eukaryota; Metazoa; Arthropoda; Insecta; Diptera; Drosophilidae.
UUUUUCAAAAAAUUCCGUAAAUUUUAUAUACUUAAAGGAAGAGCCGGAAAAUGUUCAAAGAGCUUGUACUGUUUGUGCACACAACGGUUCGCAAUUUUUUCCUGGCUCAAUCUGGCCAAGUCGCCCGAGGCUCUGCCUGCCGUCCUUUGAUUAAGAACCGCUGGUGGACCAAUGUGAUCUUCUUUAUUGCGGUAUUCACACCGCUCUAUGUCUGUCUGCUGAAGGAUGUGUUUGGGCUGCUGCGUGACUUGAACUACAAGGCUAACAGGAACGAUUAGGUCAUGAGUGCUGCAGGAUGUCCUUCAGCCUACAGUCACACACAGUGUAUAUAUAUUUAUAUAUAUUUAUAUAUAAAUGUGUUUGUUGGUCAGAGUUUCGAGUAACAGCAAUAGUUAAAUAAAUAUAUAUUUGUGUCGGUUUUUGGACGUCAA